GUGAUUAUCAGAUAGUCCAUCCACUCCUCCACAAACGCACAGGAACACUGUGUCGCAUCCCUAUGUUUACUGUGUGUAGCAAGUACUCGUAUCCGUUGGCCUGAGAGAUCUUUCUUCUCCUUAAUCUUGAGCCUUGGAAGACGCUGAAGCGGGAGGGACCAUAUCGAGAUAUGACUCGUGGUCCCGGUCUCGAGCAUCAAGCCAUAUGUUCAUGAUGGAACGAUGAUGGUGGAGAUGCAUAUGAUCAUGUCGACGGCAUCCUUUGCAAUAGAGUUUCUGACACGUUCCCGCCGGUGUCGGGGAGGAUCAGAGGGACGUACUCGAAAUCAGGGGGCGAAAACGUUCUUCGGACAGGAGCCUCGACCAUUAAUGGUUCUAAGUCGACGCCAGGUUCGCGGGAGGGUGUAUAACGGGCAGGAGAUUGUGUGGAUCCAGCGCCGCCGCUUGUAGGAAAUGUCUUCGAACGCUUAGUACCACCUGCAGACGGAUAUAUUACUUACAGCAUUCGCUCCGGCGUGGGACGAGGCAUGGCAUUCGGGCGUACUUGAAACAAAAGAGGGACCAGGCCUUCGACCCCGAAUGUGGGGUGAUACACGGACGGCACGCGAUAUAAGAGUCUAAGGCAUCUGCGCUCGCACAAAUACACUGCCAAGAGCAUCAUACCCGCCCCCUACCAAGGCUUGUCGUCCCUGUGCAUACCAUACCCACAUACCCCUUCGUGACUCCGCAUACCCGCGUUCGUUCCACAUAUUCAGAACGCCUAACGACUCACGACCUACCGCCCGAUAUUUGAGGGCCCGAGCCUGAAGCAGUAGACCGCGUACGCAAAAGGCUGUUCUCACCAUGAGCGUGAACACGACGACCAAAGCACUCCUGCCCAUCACUCCCCUCACUUCGCUCCGCGUCACGCGCCACCAGAUACCCGUACAUGGCCUCAUCCCAAACACUUCCAUCCAGAACAAACCGUUGAUCAUCUACCACAACGUCUUCCCCGAGCCGACGCCGUCCGCGUCCCAGAUCGAGGGACACAUCAACGCUGUCGGCGUGUGUCGCCCAAUGUGGCGCUACCCGAUGUACCCCGAAGACCACUUCCACACGACCGCGCACGAGUUCCUCGUCAUCUGGAGGGGGCGCGCGCGCCUGAACUUCGGCGGAAAUGGGUGUCCGGGUGCCGUCAUCGUCGAGCUGGGGAAGGGAGAUGCGAUACUGAUUCCGGCCGGUGUGUCGCAUGCGCUGGAGGAGGAUUUGGAAGGAGGGUUCGAGAUGGUUGGAAGCUAUAUGAUCGGUUCGGAGCACUGGGACAUGUGCUAUGGGCAGACAGGCGAGGAGGAGCUCAUUGCGAACAUUAAAGAUCUGCCGUGGUUCACGCGCGACCCACUGUACGGCGAUGGAGGUCCAGCCGCGUCUGUGUAGAAGUCGGGAAGAUGUAUGAAAUGUGAUGUAGAGCUUCCAGAGACAUAACGCAAAGGACAC
Molecule: messenger RNA, 1473 nt
Organism: Dichomitus squalens LYAD-421 SS1
Lineage: Eukaryota; Fungi; Basidiomycota; Agaricomycetes; Polyporales; Polyporaceae
Exons: 2
Coding region: 844-1413 (189 amino acids)
Source: RefSeq, a predicted model, not a curated record